CUCCCUACACGCUUCUCUGGCCGCCGAGCCUCCAUCCCAUCCCGGAUCCUUUGCCGCAGCGUCAGCGCCGCCUCCUCUUUUCCUCUUCCGCCCCCUCCCGCUUCCCGGCUUCUCCAGUCACGGUUCCCGGAGCCGGUACCGAGCCCGGGGCCGCGGGGUGCCAUGCUGCCCGAGUGGCGGCGUUGAAGCAUGGCGACGCCGAUCCCUCCUCCUUCCCCACGGCACCUGCUGCUGCUGCGGCUGCUGCUCUCCGGCCUCAUCCUCGGAGCGGCUCUGAACGGUGCCACCGCCCGCCGCCCGGAUGCUGCCACCUGUCCUGGAAGCCUGGAUUGUGCCCUGAAGAGGCGGGCCAGAUGCCCACCAGGCGCACACACGUGUGGACCAUGCCUUCAGUCCUUCCAAGAGAACCAGCAAGGGUUUUGUGUGCCCAGGAUGCACCAGUCUUCUGGAUUUCCUUUCUCCUCUUGGGCAGAGAAGGUACCUGAGGGUGGACAAGGGGAGGACUUGCCCCAGCCCAGACUGGAAGAGGAGAUCGAUUCUCUGGCCCAGGAACUGGCACUGAAGGAGAAGGAGGCUGGGCACGCAAGGCUUACAGCACCGCCCUUGCCUGAGGCUGCACAGAAGCUCCUGGAGCCUGCAGCUACCUUGGGAUUCUCACAGUGGGGUCAAGGACUGGAGCCCAGCCUCCCCUCCACUCACGGAACCUCCACACUGGAGCCCCGGGGUGGGCAUGGAAAUGGCCUCACCCUUGUGCUGAUCCUGGCUUUCUGCUUGGCAAGCACAGCCGCCCUGGCUGUGGCAGCCCUCUGCUGGUGUAGACUACAGAGGGAGAUCCGCCUGACUCAGAAGGCCGACUAUGCUGCCACAGCCAAGGCGCCCACUUCAUCCACAACACCGCGAAUCUCGCCUGGGGAUCAGCGGCUGGCGCACAGCGCUGAGAUGUAUCACUACCAGCACCAGAGACAGCAGAUGCUGUGCCUGGAGCGGCAUAAGGAACCUCCAAAGGAACUGGAGUCACCCUCCUCUGAUGAGGAGAAUGAAGAUGGUGACUUCACGGUAUAUGAGUGCCCAGGCCUGGCACCGACAGGGGAGAUGGAGGUGCGCAACCCACUGUUUGACCAUUCCUCGCUGUCGGCACCGAUGCCAGGGCCCCAUUCCUCACCUCCGCUGCAGUGACUCCUAGACUGAUGCCCACCUGCCUGCAGCCCACAGCCCACCGGUGGGAGAAGCAAGUCCUGGUGUUCCCUAUUGGAAAGAACAGCAUUGUGACCCUCUGCAUGCUUUUGGCAGGAGGGAGGCACCAGCCCCUGGGCUCCCUUGCCAGGGAGAAUCUCCACCUCAUGUGGGAGACCUAGCCUCUGCUUGCACAGUCUCUGGUCUGAACCCUCACACUGGAGGGACCAGUCCAGUGAUCCUAGAGCCCAGGCAUGGAUAGAGAGGUUUCUGGAGAUAAAAGCCAAUUAAAGUCUUUUUCAAACCUUGA
This is a messenger RNA of Cricetulus griseus (Chinese hamster), 1483 nucleotides long. The record is from RefSeq and is a predicted model, not a curated record. NCBI's taxonomy places the organism in Eukaryota, Metazoa, Chordata, Mammalia, Rodentia, Cricetidae.